AUGGCCUCCGUCCUCAAGGCUCAGUCCGUAAAUGCUUCCAAGGCAUCUGCAAAGGACAAGGGAAAACGAAAACUCGAAGAUGCCACUGAAGAAGGGACCUUGGACUCCGAAGAAAGGGCACCGAAGAGGAAGAAAAACAAGCAGAGGGUCCUCCUUCUCUCCUCGCGUGGUGUAACUCACCGCAUGCGCCAUUUGAUGAACGAUUUAGAGGCGCUGCUUCCACAUGUAAAGAAGGAUUCCAAGCUAGACUCCAAGUCCCAACUGCAUCUCCUUCCCGAGCUUGCUGACCUUCACAACUGCAACAACACACUCUACUUCGAAGCACGACGUCAUGAAGAUCUGUACCUCUGGGCUGCGAAAACACCAAACGGACCAAGCAUCAAGAUGCACGUGCAAAACAUCCAUACGAUGGACGAACUAAAGCUCACAGGCAAUUGUCUAAAAGGCAGCCGAGGAAUCGUGUGUUUCGACAAGGGUUUCGACGAAUCUGAGUGGGGGAAGUUGACGAAGGAGGUCUUCACUCACAUUUUUGGUAUUCCGCCUGGCGCUAGACGAGCGAAACCUUUCAUCGAUCACAUCCUUACCUUCUCUCUCCUGGACAACAAAAUUUGGUUCCGAAACUUUCAGAUUUUAGAAAAAGACCCUCUUCAACCGAACGGUCCACCACAAAUGUCACUAGUCGAGAUCGGUCCUCGCUUUGUACUCACUCCCAUACGAAUCUUCGAAGGUGCUUUCAGUGGUGCAACGGUAUUUGCUAACCCUGAAUUCGUAUCUCCAGCUGUCGUUCGCUCAGCUAUCCGCCGUGAGAAGGGUGAAAAGUAUCGCACCCGACAGGAAAGCAAGAUGCAGCGUCACGAACGAAGAGAAGAUAGGAGAAUGGACGAAGACGAGCUCGCUGUGCGCAAGGUCUUUGCUUAG
Messenger RNA from Fomitiporia mediterranea MF3/22, 918 nucleotides. RefSeq names its product ribosome biogenesis protein BRX1. The transcript is spliced from 5 exons. The coding region runs from base 1 to 918 and encodes 305 amino acids. Lineage: Eukaryota; Fungi; Basidiomycota; Agaricomycetes; Hymenochaetales; Hymenochaetaceae. Gene Ontology annotation, cellular component: nucleolus. Gene Ontology annotation, molecular function: rRNA binding. Gene Ontology annotation, biological process: ribosomal large subunit assembly; rRNA processing. The record is from RefSeq and is a predicted model, not a curated record.